Messenger RNA from Exophiala spinifera, 1056 nucleotides. RefSeq lists its product as uncharacterized. NCBI's taxonomy places the organism in Eukaryota, Fungi, Ascomycota, Eurotiomycetes, Chaetothyriales, Herpotrichiellaceae. The transcript has 4 exons. The record is from RefSeq and is a predicted model, not a curated record. Gene Ontology annotation, molecular function: oxidoreductase activity, acting on the CH-CH group of donors, NAD or NADP as acceptor. The coding region runs from base 1 to 1056 and encodes 351 amino acids.
AUGGUUCAAAAUAAAGCAUUCAUAUACAAAUCAAUACCCAAUGGGAUACCAGUUCCUGGAAAGAACCUUAGCAUCGAAGAGGGGACCUUUGACGAGACAGCGCCGCCGCCGAAAGGCGGUUUCACCACCAAGAAUCUAUAUGCUUCUUAUGACCCCGCCCAAAGAGGCUGGAUGCGCGACCCUAGCAUUAAAUCUUACUCUGACCCAAUGAUACCCGGCGAACCUGUCCUCUCUGUUCAAGUUAUCGCAAAAGUGCUAAAGAGCGACAACUUCAAGUUUCCUGAAGUGGCCAUCACGAUUCUAUCGCGCAAUUUCACCGAGGAAUACUCGUUUUUGAAUGAGGGCGCAGCAAAGAGAGCCGAAUGUAUCACACUCACGCCUGGCAUACCUCUGACGGCUCAUCUCAACGUGCUUGGCGUCACGGGCUUAACAGCCUAUGGCUCUUUGAUGGAAAUCGGACAGCCGAAGAAAGGAGAUGUCAUUCUUAUCUCUGCUGCCGCGGGCGCGGUAGGUCAAAUGGUUGGCCAGAUUGCUGUGCGGCUAGGUUUGCAUGUCAUUGGUUCGGUCGGAGAUGAUAAGAAACUCGACUGUAUCGUUCACCAGCUCGGAUUCGCGUCGGGAUUCAACUACAAGAAGGAAAAUCUUGCUGAUGCGAUCAAGACACUUGCUCCCAACGGCUUGGAUAUCUAUUUCGAUAAUGUUGGUGGAGAGCUUCUUGACGUUGCAUUCACAAAUAUGAAAGACUUCGGCCGCAUUAUAGCGUGCGGCACUAUCUCGACGUACAACAACAGCAACGACUCUACCCCGUACGGAUUGAAGAAUUACAGUUCCGUCGUUCGCAGACGGCUUCGAUAUCAAGGUUUUAUCUCCUUUGAUCCAAAUAUCACAAAAUGGAAAGCCGAGCGGGACAAGAACUUGUCCAAAUGGAUCCUCGAUGGGAGUUUCAAGUCGAUCGAUUACAUCACAGACGGUAUCGACAAUGCCAUUGAUGGCUUCCUGGGUAUGCUGGACGGCAAGAAUGUGGGCAAGAGUAUUUUGAAGAUUGCCGAGGAGUAA